Messenger RNA from Gigantopelta aegis, 1365 nucleotides. RefSeq names its product max-like protein X. NCBI's taxonomy places the organism in Eukaryota, Metazoa, Mollusca, Gastropoda, Neomphalida, Peltospiridae. Gene Ontology annotation, biological process: regulation of transcription by RNA polymerase II. Gene Ontology annotation, molecular function: DNA-binding transcription factor activity, RNA polymerase II-specific; RNA polymerase II cis-regulatory region sequence-specific DNA binding; protein dimerization activity. The transcript is spliced from 10 exons. The record is from RefSeq and is a predicted model, not a curated record. Bases 340 to 1053 code for a protein of 237 amino acids. Gene Ontology annotation, cellular component: nucleus.
AGAAUAUACAUUUGGGUGAAACAUUUGUUCUUAUUAAUAAAUUAUUACAUUAUUAUUGUCACAACUAUUAUUAAAAUCACAAUUAAUUUACGCUUAUAAUUUAAAUCCAACUUCGAACAGCAACCUGUUUCAGUGUUUGGUGCUCUGAUCUCGAAAGUGGGAUUUACAGUCUGUCAAAGGACAUUGGUGUCAAGACUUCGUUUUUUCAGAUCAUGUACCAUGCGGCUGUUAUCUGAAUUCAGCAGUGUUAGUGUGCCAGCCUGACGUCUGACCUCUACCUACAUUCCUUGGUUACUGCUUCACACUGAAACACACACACACACACACGUUGAUGUGACAAUGGCUGAAUCGACAUUCAGUGACUCGUUUGAAGGAUCCAGUUUAAUGGACGGUUCUGGAGAUCUGAAGCUGGAGAACAGUCCGAGUGGGAACCAGUCGUUCACGUUCACGAGAACAAGCAGUUGUGCCUCAUCAGCUUCAUCCGCUCACAACACUGAUGACGAGGACAGUGACAGCAGUAAGCCCCUCACGUACAAGGAUCGCCGUCGCGAGGCUCACACCGUCGCCGAACAGAAACGCAGAGACGCUAUCAAGAAAGGCUAUGAUGAGCUGCAGAACAUCGUGCCGACGUGUCAACAGACGGACACUGUGACCGGACAGAAGAUGAGCAAAGCCAUGGUGCUACAGAAAUCGAUUGACUACAUACAAUGGCUGAUAGAGCAGAAGAAGAAACAAGAAGAUGAUCUCGACUCGUUACGCAAGGAAGUGAUGGCACUGAAAAUCAUGAAGGCGAAUUACGAGCACAUUGUGAAAACGCACCAGAACACACCAAUUCACGGGCAGAAUCAGGUUUCUGAUGAAGUGAAGUUUCAAGUGUUCCAGCAGGUGAUGGACCAGCUGUUCCAGUCAUUUAAUCAGUCCAUCUCCGUGGCCAACUUCGCCGAGCUGUCCGCCUGUAUCUUCACCUGGCUCGAAGAGUAUUGUAAACCACAGUCUCUGCGAGAAGUGGUCUUGUCGAUCCUGCGUCAGCUCAACACACAGCUGAACCCGUGAGAGACAGCGGAGAGAAAGACUAUCACUGGAACAGACAUGGCUGUACUCAAGAGAGAUCACUCUUUUUAAUAAGGGAAAUAACUCUUUACUCUAUUUAGUGGGUAAGAGUGCUUCUACAGGUAGCAGGGAAAUGAAUUGUAAUACACCCAAGGAUUUAUCCAGGAAUAUUUUCACCACGGUCUGAUGUGAUUGGGAAUAAUAGCGCGAGUAAAUCAUACUUGGUAUAUAUCUUUUUUCAGGCCACUGAAUGUUGCAGUACACCACUGUUAAAUUAAUUCAUUACAACAGGCAUAUAUAUUAAAUAUAUAUAGA